UAAUUCCGUACUUUAGUUGAGUAGAGGAGGCAUGGAGGCGAUUCUAAACUGGCGAUCGGAGGAUUUUGAGAAUUAUUAUGGGCUGCUCGGGUGUGAUGAACUCUCAACGACUGAACAGAUCGUUAAUGAGUUUAAAGUCAAAGCUCUGGCCUGUCACCCUGACAAACAUCCAGAGAACCCUAAAGCAGUCGAGGAGUUCCAGAAGUUACAUGAAGCUAAAGAGGUUCUGACAGAUGAGAAGAAAAGGAAGAGUUAUGAUCUGUGGCUCAGAAGUCAAAUUCAAAUCCCGUUCAGUGAGUGGCAGGCGCUCAGUGACUCUGUUAAAACAUCAAUGCAUUGGGCUGUGCGUGCCAAGAAAGAGCCGAUGCUCGAGGCCCCAAAAGACACAAACACGAUGAGCUCACGAAAUCAAGUGAGUCCAUCAGACAGACAAACAACCGAGGAGGAAAAACCGACCGACGAAUCCCUGCCGUCAAGUGAUUAUUGGCAUAACAGGUUCCGCUGGGCCGGUGAAGCUCCUUCAGGACUUCUGCAGAAGUUCAGGAACUAUGAAAUAUAGAUUCAUCCCUUCUUGUCUUGUUUGAUGGAUGUGUUCAGUGUAUCAGAACUGACCAAUUGAUGUACUGUGUGUCAUCAUGUGUGCUGUUGCAUUUAAUGUGUAGCACCAAUGCUUUAUAUGCCUUUGUAAAAGGAGGCGGCGAGGACCGGCUUGACAAUAUAAAUAAUAUUUAAUAAUAAACUGAAACAAAAAGACACAAACACACACAGGUGUCGGACAGCUGCCCGUAACACUCUCUCUCGCACUGCCGUCUCCGGUCGGCCUUUAUCCCUCUCUGAGGCUUGAUUAACCUGAUUAGGGGCCUGGUGAGCGAAUCACGACCCCGUCCUCCGCCCUGCCACAUUCCUCCCUCGUUCUCUCAGGCCGGGGAGCUCCCAGCAUGACGUACAUACACCCUCCCCUUUUCCCUGGGGAGGGGCGUGCCUUCCGCCCCUUCUGCCGGCAGGUCAUCCCCGUCUACCUGGAUGAGGGAGGGGACAAGGGGAGGGAAACCUACACGCUGUAACGACGAUCGUGCCAAAUUAACAAAAACAUUUUAAAAAAGAGGGAAAGGCCAACAGGAGUGGCAGUGGAAGAGAGAGAGAACACUUACUCGCCGGUCCUCGGCCACUCCUCCAAUGGACGACAGCUGCACCUCCCCGGAUGGAUCAGAGGCAGCCUUCCGGCCCCUGGCGGACGGAAUGCCCCGCCGUGUUCUCGGGAAACAGAAGGGGUGGGCCAGGAGCUCCUCCCUGCUCACGGUUGGCGGUCUCAUACCCUGCCACGUUCCACCCCUGGCAGUGGCCCGGAGCACUCCAGGCGGUCGGUUAGGAGCCCCUUCUCCCUUUGUCCACUCUCAGGCUUCCGGGCUCCUCCGUCCUCCGGCGGAUGGCCGCGGCUGAUGGUUGUGGCGAGGACUCUACUACGGCGCAUCCCUCCUCCUUCCCGGGUUUCGGCAUCAAUGUAAAGAGGUUAAAGGGAAAGGAGGCGGCGAGAACCGGCUUGACAGUAUAAAUAAUAUUUUAAUAAAAAACUAUUUUAAUAACAAACACACAGGUGUCGGACAGCUGCCCGUAAAUCUCUCUCUCUGUCCCAUUGCCGUCUCCAGUCAGCCUUUAUCCCUCUCGGAGGCUCGAUUAGCCUGAUUAGCCCUGACCUUUAUGCUACGUCAAGCUACUAUAAACUUAAAUAGUUGUUAAUAAUAAAUACAAUUAAUUUAUAAUACAUUUUAAAUCAGAAGUGUCUUCAAAGGCAAAAGCUCUUAUGAGUCCCUUGUGUUGUGAUGUUGUGUGCUUAUGUGUUUAAAUACAGUACGUGCAUUAUUGUGUUGAUGAAAUUGACAUGUACAUUGUCUGUAGGCGUGUGCAUUAUACAUAAGUUGUCUGCCAAAUUGCAAAAAUAAAACAACCUAUUGUAUAACAGGCCAAAAAUACUGACAUUAUUAUUUUUCCACGGAUGUGCAAACGUAUAACGAUAGAUAAGAACCAAUCACAUCAGAUAUUGUAUUUACUUGAU
Messenger RNA from Xyrauchen texanus (razorback sucker), 2053 nucleotides. RefSeq names its product DnaJ (Hsp40) homolog, subfamily C, member 12 (gene dnajc12). Gene Ontology annotation, cellular component: cytoplasm. Bases 32 to 559 code for a protein of 175 amino acids. Lineage: Eukaryota; Metazoa; Chordata; Actinopteri; Cypriniformes; Catostomidae. The record is from RefSeq and is a predicted model, not a curated record. The transcript is spliced from 5 exons.